AUGUCAUUCUCUUGGUUCCGCCAUCAACCCAGCCCUGAAGCUUCCUCUGCACCUGCUGAGCCGGUGGUCACAUCCCAGCCUAUCGCGAUGAAAUCCAUGUCCACCGCUGAGCCUCCGGAAGAGGAGAGGGAGACAGUACAGAGAUUGAGGGGAGGGAGUGCUGCUGCUGCGUCUUACCUCUUCCUUGUUGCUGCUGCUGCUAAGGCGCGCCCUGUGCAUGCACCUAUGGACGAGGAAAGAAUGUCAUUCCCCUGGUUCCGUAGCCAACCUACCCCUGAAGGCCCUCCCGCAAGGCCUGUGCGCGUCACUUCCCAGCCUAGGGCGAUGAAGACCAUGUCUACUGCUGAACCUACGCAAGAAGACAGGCAGACGGCGCAGAGACUGAGAGGUGGAUGUAUCCCUUGUCCUGUGAGUGCUGUCGGUUGA
Molecule: messenger RNA, 426 nt
Organism: Dacryopinax primogenitus
Lineage: Eukaryota; Fungi; Basidiomycota; Dacrymycetes; Dacrymycetales; Dacrymycetaceae
Exons: 3
Coding region: 1-426 (141 amino acids)
Source: RefSeq, a predicted model, not a curated record